Molecule: messenger RNA, 627 nt
Organism: Anisakis simplex (herring worm)
Lineage: Eukaryota; Metazoa; Nematoda; Chromadorea; Rhabditida; Anisakidae
Source: the annotation of a GenBank genome assembly
AUGCGUAACGCACUUACUAUCUUGGUUUUAACCUCACUGGUGAUCAGCCUGAAUGUGCAAGGCUCGUUUCUCGAGUUGGAUGAUCUCCGUGAUAUGAUCACCGAUCAAGCGAUCAGAAACGAUUUGCGACGUCUCGAACGCGACAGAAGCGACCCGCGAAGCGCAGUGAAGGAUGAAGUGGAGAAAUUGCUUCAAAAACUCCCCAAGGACGUCCAGGAUGCUUACAACAAAUUGGUUGCUGCUGAAGAGGCUAAAGACGAAGCUGAAUAUCAAGUCAAGCUCUUGGGAAUGAAAAAUCGAGAUUUCCAAAUGUCGCACAACAUUCAAAUGUCGUACCCAACAUAUGAAUGUCGCACCGGACACAAAUGUCGCACCAGAUCAAAUGUCGUACCCAGCACAGAAAUGUCGCACCAGACAAAAAUGUCGCACCCGACAUCCAAAUGUCGCACCAGACCAAAUGUCGUACCAGCACAGAAAUGUCGCACCAGACAAAAAUGUCGCACCGGGCCAAAUGUCGUACCAGCACAGAAAUGUCGCACCACACAUAAAUGUCGCAUCGGACAAAAAUGUCGCAUCCGACAUUUCGCCAAAAUAAUGUUAGACUGCCAGACGCUAGAGACUCGUUAG